This is a messenger RNA of Macadamia integrifolia, 1302 nucleotides long. Its product is annotated as steroid 5-alpha-reductase DET2-like. Lineage: Eukaryota; Viridiplantae; Streptophyta; Magnoliopsida; Proteales; Proteaceae. Bases 397 to 1194 code for a protein of 265 amino acids. Gene Ontology annotation, molecular function: oxidoreductase activity, acting on the CH-CH group of donors. The record is from RefSeq and is a predicted model, not a curated record. Gene Ontology annotation, biological process: lipid metabolic process. The transcript is spliced from 2 exons.
CGAUAUUGUAUUGGUCAUAUUGUAUCAGUAUCGGUUAAGAUCAAUCCCUAAUUCUUGACCAAUCUGGAUCAGUUAUUCAUAUCGUUUCAGUGGUAAAUCAAUAAAAAAUCAUACUUUUUUUGAAAAGCAAGGGGCAAGAAUGAUCGAUACAUACCGAUCUUCUUCGAUACCAAUCUGGAUCACAUCGGUGUCGGCAGAGAACUAAAUCCAUGGCUCAACAUUCCCUUCUCUAUAGCAUUGUGAAGCGCCUCUUUAAGCUGUCACCUCUGAAAGUGGUCCCAAUUUUUCCAGUCCAAUUAUAACUAUCCUCAUCUUAAUCGAAAAAAAUAUAUAUAUCUUGUGGGUAAGGCAAAAAACAGAGUAUCGUGUUUGCACUUCAGAGAGACAGAGAGAGAGAUGAGUUGGUUUUGGGUUUCGAGUAUCGUGUUUCCACCUCCUCCAUCCGUCUUCAUCGGAGCCAUGUCCGCCAUCAGCUUCCUAUCACUAGCUUCAGGUGGUUACUCCGAGGUAAGAGGCAAACACAUGCAGUACUCCAAGUUCUGGGACGUGAAUCCCCUGAAGAAGAAGAAGAAGAUAGUCUCCAGCAGAACCGGCAUGCUUUUCUUGUAUACUCCGGCUUUUCUAGCUGCUGUUUCCUCUCUUGCCAUUUUCCCAGAUGAGGGGCUUAGGUUUAUGCUCGUCGAUGCAGCUCUCUCCAUCCAUUUCUUCAAGAGGGUCUUAGAGGUGUUGUUUAUUCAGAAAUAUAGUGGAAGGAUGGUUCUUGAUUCUGUCAUCCCAAUCACCCUCAGCUAUUUCGUCAGCACAGCAAGCUUGAUCUAUGCCCAACACUUGACACAAGGAAUCCCUGAACCAGCAUUUGAUCUGAAAUAUGUAGGGGUUACUCUGUUUUUAGUUGGAAUUGUGGGAAACUUUUACCACCAUUACAUCCUUUCAAGAUUAAGGGGGAAAGGUGAAAAAGGGUAUAAGAUCCCAAGGGGAGGUAUGUUCAACUUGGUGAUUUGUCCACACUAUCUUUUUGAAAUUUUAGGUUUUGUAGGAGUCUCCUUCAUCUCCCAGACUUUGUAUUCAUUUUCAUUCACUAUGGGUACCAUUCUGUAUUUGAUUGGAAGGAGUUAUGCUACUAGAAAAUGGUACCUCUCCAAAUUUGAUAAUUUCCCAAAGGAAGUCAAGUGUCUGAUCCCUUUUCUCUUUUAAGGGCAUAAGAUGGAAACAAAAUGAAUGUAAGGUGGUAAUUGAAGUAGUUAUUCUUCAAUACAAAGUAUUAAAGUUUUUGGGCUUGUGCCAAAUGCUUUUUUCCCUUCA